This is a messenger RNA of Tigriopus californicus, 560 nucleotides long. RefSeq names its product acyl-CoA-binding protein-like. The transcript is spliced from 2 exons. Gene Ontology annotation, biological process: fatty acid metabolic process. Bases 167 to 442 code for a protein of 91 amino acids. Gene Ontology annotation, molecular function: fatty-acyl-CoA binding. NCBI's taxonomy places the organism in Eukaryota, Metazoa, Arthropoda, Copepoda, Harpacticoida, Harpacticidae. The record is from RefSeq and is a predicted model, not a curated record.
AGCCAGGACGGAUUCUGCCGAGUCCACGUCUAGAGCAUGCCUUACAUGCAUAAGGGAACAGAACAGAGAGCGACGCCUUUUUCCGGCAUUCAGCUAACAGGAGCCACCGGAACACCAUAUAGCAAAGAAAAAACAACGAGUGCAUCACAAUCGUCUCUCCGAGAUCAUGGGUUUGACUGAAGAUUUUGAGCAGGCCGCCAAGGAGGUGUCCGAGAAGAUCAACAAGACGAUGACUGACGACGAGCUCAAGGAGAUCUAUGCCUUCUACAAGCAAGGAUCCGUGGGCGACAUCAACACGGAGCGUCCCGGUAUGUUAGACUUCAAGGGCAAGGCCAAAUGGGAUGCCUGGAACUCGAAAAAGGGCAUGGCUCAAGACAAAGCCAAGGAGGAGUACAUUGCAUUUGCCAAGAAGAUGAUGGAGAAGCAUGGAACCCGCGCCUAACUUUGACCCAAGCUUGAUUGAAGAAUCUAAACCUGAUCAUGUUACCAUCCAAUUGAUCAAUUGAUAUUUUUAUAAUAAAAGAAAAAACCGAAAUAAAUGCAUAACAUUUCGAGUCAAA